UUGUUCUUCUCCAUCUAUCUAAGAAGAAAAAAAAGGUCUGUUCUUCUCGUCUCGCCUCUCGCGCGGACUUGCGUUGGGGAACGGGGUCCGGCUGGGGCCGCGGCAGAUGCGUUCGGGCGUGGGGGACGGCGGGAAACCCCCGGCCGGCGUCCGUUCCCCAGUCCGUCAGAUGGCCAGAGGCCUCAACGCCUCGUCGCGGCCGCGCUCAGCAUCAGGGCGACGCCGGCGCUACCCGCGGACAAGACAGGACAUCAAGCACCUGAGCUCCACAUCGAUCAGUACCCACAGCCACUCCACUCUCAGCUCAGGGACUCGGUGUCAGGGCGACCCAAGACAGAAGAAUCAUGGGAUCCGUGACGGCGUCGACGAUGGCACAGCCCACCCUCCGCGUGGCCGCCUUCUGCGGCUCCCUCCGCAAGGACUCAUGGCACCGCGGCCUCAUCCGCGCCGCCGAGGAGCUGUGCGAGGAGUCCAUCCCGGGGCUGCGCAUCGACCACGUGGACAUCUCCGGCCUGCCCAUGGUCAACCCGGACCUGGAGACCGACGGCGGCGAGGGCUUCCCGCCGGCCGUCGAGGCGCUCCGCGAGAGGGUCCGCGCCGCCGACUGCUUCCUCUUCGCCUCGCCCGAGUACAACUACUCGGUCACCGCCUCCCUGAAGAACGCGCUGGACUGGGCGUCCAGGGGCAAGCGCAACUGCUGGGCGGACAGGGCGGCGGCGAUCGUGUGCGCGGGGGGCGACUUCGGCGGGGCCAGGGCGUCGCUCCACCUCCGCCAGAUCGGGGUGUUCCUCGACCUCCACUUCAUCAACAAGCCGGAGCUCCACAUCAGGGCGUUCGCGGACCCGCCCAAGUUCGACGAGGAGGGCAACCUCAUCGACGCCGUGACCAGGGAGCGGCUCAAGAAGGUUCUCCUCUCGCUCCAGGCCUUCGCGCUCAGGCUCAAACACAAGGACGAGUGACUGACUCAAGAUCAACGAUACUACUUGGCAGUUGGCACCGUAUACCGUACCUGCUGGUUAAUUUGCAUUGCAUUUUCCUUCAGCUCCGUGCACUAGUAUUCGUGGUUCCGUGAAAUCCCCUAGGAAGUGUGUGCUACUUUGUCUAAUAAAUCGCCGAAGAAUUGUUCUGUA
This is a messenger RNA of Triticum aestivum (bread wheat), 1130 nucleotides long. RefSeq names its product probable NADPH:quinone oxidoreductase 1. The record is from RefSeq and is a predicted model, not a curated record. Bases 345 to 959 code for a protein of 204 amino acids. NCBI's taxonomy places the organism in Eukaryota, Viridiplantae, Streptophyta, Magnoliopsida, Poales, Poaceae. The transcript has 3 exons. Gene Ontology annotation, molecular function: FMN binding; oxidoreductase activity. Gene Ontology annotation, cellular component: cytosol.